Molecule: messenger RNA, 2289 nt
Organism: Nematostella vectensis (starlet sea anemone)
Lineage: Eukaryota; Metazoa; Cnidaria; Anthozoa; Actiniaria; Edwardsiidae
Product: ectonucleoside triphosphate diphosphohydrolase 4-like
Exons: 10
Coding region: 167-2002 (611 amino acids)
Biological process (GO): nucleoside diphosphate catabolic process
Cellular component (GO): membrane
Molecular function (GO): nucleoside diphosphate phosphatase activity
Source: RefSeq, a predicted model, not a curated record
AUAAUAUUUUCUUAGAUUACGUGUCUCCUUGUAAAUGUCUUCGUCUAUGUAUUUCUUCGUUGUAUUAUUGUUAUUAUACUUAUCCCUUUUAUCCAAUGGAGGAAUGGAGUUCAUCUUGACCCGGACUAACAGUAGGACACAUCAGCUUUGGUUUGUCAAAUAAGACAUGGUUGGCAGGAUAACCAUCAGAUGGCUUGCACUUCCUUCAUUUCUCAGGACACCUUGGUUCCACUCACAACAAAUAAUGGACAUCCAAACUGGGACGGGUCCGCCCCGGACAGGCUUUCUUGGCACACAUUCAGGACAUCUGAAAUAUCUAAUUCUCAUUGUUAUAGCAUUUGUUUUUUUUAUUUCUCUAUACUUUACGAUGGCCAUUGGGAAGCAACAACCAAGGAAUUAUAAACGUUUCAAUUUAGCUGUGUCGUCUGAGCAUGAUGAGACUUCUCAGUAUAGCUAUGGACUGGUGGUGGACUGCGGAAGCAGUGGAUCAAGGAUAUACAUUUAUUAUUGGCCUCCUCACAAUGGAAAUCCAGAAGAGCUUUUACAAAUAAAACAGAUGAAGGAUUCUAAGGGGUACCCUGUGCGCAAGAAAAUCAAACCAGGAAUUUCCUCGUAUAAUGACAAGCCAUUUAAUGCAUCUGAGUACUUGGAGCCAUUACUAGACUUUGCUGCAUUCCAUGUUCCUAAACACAAGCACCAAGAGACACCAUUAUACAUAAUGGCUACUGCUGGCAUGCGGUUGCUAACUGAUAAACAGCAAGAGGCCAUUCUGGAUGACCUAAGAACUGAUAUUCCCAAGAACUAUGACUUCCAGUUCACUUCGUCUCAUGCAGAGGUUAUAACAGGAAAACAAGAAGGAGUAUAUUCAUGGAUUGGAGUAAACUUUGUUUUGGGCAGAUUUGACCACACAGAGCAUAUAGAUCCAAAGUCGACCACCAGUACAGUUUCACGAAAAGCGACUGUUGGGGCACUGGACAUGGGAGGUGCUUCAGCUCAGAUUGCAUAUGAAGUACCUAAGGGGACAUUUGUCCCAUCAGAUCUGUUGGCUGAGGUGAACCUGGGGUGUGACUCCCACCAGACCAUCCACAACUACAGGGUAUAUGUUUCUACAUUCUUGGGGUUCGGUGGCAAUGCAGCACGACAGAGAUACAUAGAGCAGGCUCUAACUAACAAAUCUCUAGAAUAUGAAAGUUCCUUGAAUGCUUACAAAGACCCCUGCCUUCCUGUUGAAUUUCAUGAAACAGUCUCCCACAAGGGCAAACAGCACAAGUUUUUCGGAACUGGCGAUUUCCAGCAGUGCAGUAUAACACUUCUUCCACUUGUUAAUGCAACAGGACCGUGCAAGAAGCCCCCUUGUUCGAUUAAUGGUGUAUACCAACCCCUUAUUGGCAAAUCGUAUGGUGAAUUCUAUGGUUUUUCUGAGUAUUGGUACUCCAUGCAUGAUGUGCUGAGGAUAGGAGGGCAUUACAGUGCAAACGCUAUGGCUACUGCUGCUAAGGAAUUCUGUAGCACACGUUGGUCUGUACUGUUGCGGCGUCACAAUAAAGGUUUAUACCCAUUGGCUGACAACCACAGACUCAGGUAUCAGUGCUUUAAAUCCGCGUGGAUGACGACCAUGCUACAUCGGGGGUUUAGGUUUCCACGUGACUACCAUGGUCUUCGCUCGGCCCAGUUCAUCCAGGACAAAGAAGUCCAGUGGACCUUGGGGGCUAUUCUCUUCCGCACUCGCUUCCUUCCACUCCGUGAGAUUCAACACAACCACCUUCACUCUCAGUACACGAGCGGCGUUAACUCCUAUUUCUAUUUCGCGAGCUACGUGAGCGAGCUCGAGUUUCGCGCCGUUUUCGUCUUCUGCAGCAUCGUUGUUCUUGCCGCAAUUAUCCUCUACUUCCGGCGACUACGGCGCAUGUCAAAAGCCACUUCUUUGUGGAGCCACGGUCCUAGCAAGCCAGCGGUCUACAGCAUGAAACUUAUCCCUAGCAGCGAGAACAUUCCAGUUUAGUCAGCGGUGUUACGUAUAAAGUUAGUGUAUGCUGGACGUUGUCGUGGCAACUGCAGGCAGUUUAAAAUCCCUUUGAGAUUCUGGGCAUGUUUACCAAAGAAUACCAAAAUAAGCUCUUAGAUUUGAGUUUUCCAAGAAGACAGUAAUGAAGACUCGAUUCUAAGAGACAUCGACAAAAAGUCAAUCUAAAUAAAAUGUGCGAUACACCAAAAGUUAGUAUUCGACGAACAUUUGUAUUUAUUUUAAUAAAUGUGCUAUAUAUAUUAAUAAAGUGUGCUAUAUUUGUG